This is a messenger RNA of Labeo rohita (rohu), 2269 nucleotides long. It is a transcript of the gene mxra8b, whose product is annotated as matrix-remodelling associated 8b. Gene Ontology annotation, cellular component: cell surface; membrane. Gene Ontology annotation, biological process: establishment of glial blood-brain barrier; cell adhesion. The transcript is spliced from 10 exons. The record is from RefSeq and is a predicted model, not a curated record. Lineage: Eukaryota; Metazoa; Chordata; Actinopteri; Cypriniformes; Cyprinidae. Bases 154 to 1467 code for a protein of 437 amino acids.
AUGUCAGUGGUCCAGACUAGCAGACGGCAAAGAUUUUGUUUUCUGUCGCUGGUCGACGAAACUUAAAAGGUGAGGUAACAGUCCUUGAAAAAAACAACAACAACAGUUUCAUCGCGCAACAGAAUUAACAAAUAUCUUCACCACUUUUCGGACAUGUUUCUUGUGCCAUACAUCUGGACUGCCUUGAUCGUACCAUGUGCCUGGGCACAAAACACCAUGCCGAGUGUUGUUGUGGAGGCAAGGAACAUUACCGUUCCAGCCGGGUCUGAUGUUCUUCUGCCUUGUCAUAACCAGCGGAUGGUUUGGAGGCAGGAUCGCCUGCGAGACCGUCAGCGUGUUGUGCACUGGGACCUGAUCCGGAACCAACCCGAUUACACUGUGGAGCGCAUCUUAGACAUGUUCUCAGGGGGAACUGAGCGCUUGUAUAAUGACUACAAUAAGGGACGAAUUACUAUUUCAAAAGAUGCCUUCAGCGAUGGAAAUUUCUCGCUAGUUAUUAAUAAUGUGGACAUGGAUGAUAAAGGUAUCUAUACUUGCAACCUACAUCACCACUAUUGCAAGGUCCACCAGUCCAUUAAAAUCCAGCUCAACGUCACUAAAUCACCUCGAAAGGAAAAGCGUGUCUGGGAUGGUGAAAAAUCUGUGUUUGUGGUUCUGGUGGGGAAGAGUGUGGUGCUUCCCUGUGUGAAUCGCAGACAAUUGUGGACGGAAAGUCAGAGGGACGAGGGCCAGCAGCAGGUGGUCCACUGGGACUGGCAGGCACCUGGGGUCACCCGUGACCGAGCAGACCGCCUCGUCGAUAUGUACGCCUCUGGAGAGAAUCGGCAAUACGGACCGCUUUUCCUCCGGAAUAAGAUGAACAUCUCAGCUGAUGCCUUCUCCAUGGGGGAUUUCUCCUUGAGCGUCCACAACAUUCAGCCCUCUGAUAAAGGCCUGUAUUCCUGCCACCUUCACCAUCACUAUUGUGGCCUUCAUGAAAGACGAAUCUUCAGGGUGAUCGUUGGCCCUUUUGUCCAGCCAUUGCCUCCAGCGCGUUCCUCUACUGAAGCAUCAAAAACUUAUUCUGAAGCACCAAAAACAUAUCCUGUCCUGCCUGCUGAUGACCCAAACACAAACAUGGUGGAUGCGCCUCAUGUCCUCAAUGUAAUUCUGCCUGAGAAUCAAACUAACCUCUUGCACCAAGUGGGCUACAUCCUGGCAAUCUUCCUGCUGCUUCUGUUAAUGCUCAUUGGAAUCAUUAUGACCAUGAGGCACUGCAGAAAAAAAGAGUUUGAGGUUCGACGGUCUGAGCGGGGGCGGAGCACAUCCAUUGAGCUCGAUGCCACAGAACUGCAACCCUACAAUCAAGAGGACUUGCGACUAGAGUACAAGAACAACAUAAUGAAAGAAAGGGCAGCGGCAAACAACUAUCCCUCUCCAAAAGUUAUCGACCUAAACAGAGAAAUGGAGAGAAUGUCAUGGAAGUGAUUCAUAGUGAGCUGCUGGCUGGUCCAGAGCAUUCUGAAUGAGAAGAGAUUCAAGGACUUUACAUUUACGUUGAGAAGAGGACCGGAAUUACUGUCUUUCUACAGCUUAAUUACUGCUUACAUGAACUUAUAAUACUUAGAUUCUUUUGAUAAUGGUAAGUCAAUUCAAUUGAAAUCUUUUUCUUAACGUAAUCGCUGUGUACCAUAAUGGUAAUCUAUUGAUUUCAAGUUACACGUAUGUAAAAUGUGGUAGAGCAAUUUUCUGAAUUCAGCAUUUGGUACUCUUCUGUGUUCAAUUUCUAAAUUUAAACAAUUUAAAAAUUGUGUCUGUGGUAGAAACCACUGUAAGUGUCUGGAUCUGAAUGGAAAUUUCUUAUAAAACUCAGGAAGCAAACAAAUAGCUGUGGCUUCAGGUCAAAAUAGUCAAAAAUGGUACACAAGUGAACCUCAAAAGCAAUUAAAUGUACUGUUUCUGCUAUUCUGAUGUACAUGUAUCUUUUGUAUGAAUUUUGAGUCCUUUUGACCAGGACUUCUUUGGUCCUUUUGUUGUUUUUCAGUCUAUGUUUUACAGCAUUAUGUAGGCCUAGAUGGUACAGUUACAACUUAUUUGCUUUUGCAAUAUGAGAAAGUCCCAUUUAUCUUUCACUUUCCUUGGUCAGUGAUGUUCAUUUACACAGGUUACUAAGCAUUCAUGCAGUAGUUUUUCUUUGAUCUGGAUUCUACAUUUAUCUUUAAAGAGGUAUACAUGAUCAUGUCGGUGUAGAGGACCAAUUUACAAAUAUAAUAAAGUUUAUUCUGAAAUA